AGUCUGGGAAAGAGUGUACAGCGGUAACCCGAGUGAAAAUUCAACAUGGCGUUCCACGUUCCCCGUUCUCCGUUCCCCGUUACCAGUUUUAGUAACAUCCAAUAUAAUUCGACGUCGAUAGCUUUGACAGUGUCACUUAUGGUACUUUGAAACGUAAAUAAAAGCUUUCUGGUGCGGCAUGUUCGACGUUCGAUUCCGUGAUCCCAUCGAAAGGAUCCCUGUCGCGUAAAUUACUCAUGGCCCUUGAGCCGUGCUAACCCUGCAUGGCAAGGCUGGUUUUCCUUGAGGCAGUGAAUAUUAGAAUAGGGGCGCAGAUUAGACUGGAGGCGCUUAUGCCUUUUUGCGUGAUACCUAUUAGCGUUGUGCCUUUAAGGGUAAUUGGUAAUGCCUUUUCGCGUGAUACCUUUUUGCGUGAUGCCUUUCUGAGUGAUGCCUUUUUGCGUGACGCCUUUAAGCGCGAUGUCUGUUUGCGUAAUGGCUAUUGAUUACCGUUGAAUUAUUUGAUAUGAAUUACUGAGUAUUGAAUUUUGUCAAGAUGGCUCAACCUCUUUACUUGUAUCCUGAAGCGUAUUCUCGCUCAUUUCAAUGUUUUCUGGAUUCAACGUACCAACGGGAGAAAUCCAUUUUAAAAUGCAUAGAAGAGCACAUUGUUCCUGUAAUCAAGACCGGAGUAUGCAAGCUUCUAGAGGAACACUCGUUUAACGAAUCGCCGUUUCGUGUUCUCAGUGUUGGGAGCGGCGAGGGUGGAAAUGACAUUAACCUUUUAGAAGCACUCAGCAAGAUUCCUCCAAACGAGGGGAAAGCAAUGUCAAUGGUCAACCGUGUAGUUGAACAAAAUGCAGACAGGCUCGCAGCAUUCCGCGCAAAAGCGCCAAAUCUUCGCGCCCAUUUCAAGGGACGAGCAAAUGUUGACUUCGAGUGGAUUCCGAUGACCUUCCAAGAAUAUUCCUCCCAAAAGAGAGCAGAUGAUGGCAAAUUCGAUGUGGUUCAUUUCAUCCACAGCAUCUACUACCUUGGAGUCGAAGAUGUGCUGGUUCAUUGUUACGAGAAAGAGCUUGGACGGCAAGGCAUUUUAAUAUCUAUCACCGAAUCCGAGGCCUCGCCUAUUUGCAAAUACGCUGAGAAAUUUGGCGAUCGAUUGAUAAAUUCAAUGACCAGGAAUAACAAUGUUGUUGAUGUGGCAAGAGAGAAAGGAUGGAAAUAUUUUGUAUGCUCCGGCGAUUUUAAAAGCCUCGAUAUCACUUCAAUUUUCAAUAGCUCGUCGCUCGAAGGAAAUGCUCUCUUAGAUUUCCUUACAUACAGGAUGAGCGUCCGACAAAAUGAGAAUAGUGAAACAGUCGACAAAAUGUUAAAGUUUUGGGAGGAAGAAUCGUCUAUCAGUGAGCAAGGUAAGAGAGUUGUGGAACUUGGAGACAAUGCAGUCAUCAUCGUAAAAGGGUUUGGGAGUUAACACAAUGGACAGCACGCAAAUUUAACAUGUUUAUUGCAGGCUUUUUGCGUUGCGUAACAUUAAUGAUGCGAAUGUGAGCUAUUUUAAUGUGAAAAGAUGACCUUUAAUAUGGUAGCUGUUAUCAAUCAGCGGCUGUUAUGUCAAAAAAGGUCAGAUUAUAUUUCAUUUCGUGACUCAUACAAUGAAAUUGUCACGUAGCGUUUUCGUGACUGAGUAAGUUUCAGGCGUAGAGAUCGAACGUAGCGAAGAACACACGAACAGAUUAAUUUACUUGACACGAAUCGUACCCGAGAAAGUUUAAAUAUAUAGUUUUCUUAUUUCAGGUUAUUGGUCAAAUAAUUUUGUAUUCACGUCCAUUUAAGAAGAGC
Molecule: messenger RNA, 1818 nt
Organism: Orbicella faveolata
Lineage: Eukaryota; Metazoa; Cnidaria; Anthozoa; Scleractinia; Merulinidae
Product: histamine N-methyltransferase A-like
Source: RefSeq, a predicted model, not a curated record